Enterobius vermicularis (human pinworm) is the source of this 1710-nucleotide messenger RNA. Lineage: Eukaryota; Metazoa; Nematoda; Chromadorea; Rhabditida; Oxyuridae. The record is from the annotation of a GenBank genome assembly.
AUGUCAGGAAUUUCAAGACCGUUUUCCAGACUAAAUCCAUCUGCGCUGCCCUACACAACUCCUCCUCCUCAUUUGGCACCACUAAAAACGACCACGAAACCAAAAGAAAUAUAUAAUGAUUACAGACGUGCUCACUCAACCUACCCACCUUCUUAUUAUUCACAAUAUCCGUCUCAGAAACCCUCUUAUUAUUCACCUCACUAUCAAGUUCCCUAUACACCCGUUUACCAGCCUCCGUAUUUUCCUCCAACUCCAAUGCAGCACUUUGUCGAGCCACAAUUACGCGAUGGUGAAGCUCAUAUAUUUCCAAAAGAGAUUAAUACGGUGACAGCAUCCACACCAGCAUUUCCAAAAUUUUACGGUAAUGAAGCACAAACUUAUUCCAACGAAAAGUACACACCAGCUACGCAGUAUACCACCAUACCGCAGCUACGGGAUAACGAGGCGCGAACUUAUCCACGAGAGCUGUUUAUAACUACUACGCAACCUACCACUACAUCACAGACACGUUACAGUGAACCUGUACAGCCACUGACGAAGACAACAACACAACCCUCUACUGUACCAAAGCAUCGCGACAACGAACCUCGGACGUACGCAAGACAGCCUUUCACAACUACUACUUCUGAAUCUGUGACUGGAACUUCAGUGAAAGAUGAAACACGUCCAGAAGAUAAUUUAUUCAGAACAACACCUCCAAUCACCACCCUGAAGUAUCCUGGUAUAACACCCGAGUACCCACAGGGCUAUAAUUUAAAACCAUACCAUUACCCGUCAUCGACUUCUGCUCCUCCAGAUCACUAUGUUUCUCGUGAUAAUAAUAUGAGCCUAGAUGACAAUGUUGCUCGCGUUCGUCUAACACCGUCUCCUCCAGCAAGAAAGAAGGCCGGAGAGCCAUCACAACUAAAACCCUUAGUCUACAAACAAUCGGAAAUAGACAACGAUGAUGAAGAGCCAAAUGAUGAGGAAGACCCGUAUCAUUUAGACAAGAUUGUGAUUGAACCUGAUGCCCCAGCUCCCUAUGUUCCGUUUGAUUUAGAAGGUAUUAACGGCGAAACUUCAAAUGGUAAAAAAAGCCUCCCUCAGUGGUUGCUCAAUUUGCUGCAGAAAUAUGAAGACUCUACUAAAAUCACAAAAUCACCUAAUAAAACCUUGGAAACUUUUAGUGGAUUAAAUGGCAAGAACGAGAAACUGGAAGGCUCAGAAGAAAUAAAAAUUUUUUCUAAUAGUUCGUCCGAACAAAGUUUAGAAACUUCUAGCAGUGAAAAAUCGCUAGAGUCAGAUAUGCCUGACGCAGCUAAAACAAGCGCGGAAGGUGAUGAAUCACCAUUAGUGAGAAUGGGAUCACCAAGCACUCGAAAAUUGAUGAAAUACGCCAGUCCGAACAAACAAGCAAAUAAUGAGGAACAGCAGGAAUUUGAACAGAAGAAUCAAGCAAAGGUGCCUUCAGUUCCGACCUCCAGGGGUACAGAGCUUAAGCUUGUCACACUUCCAGCCAGACAAGAAACUCGCGAAAUGCCAAUUCAUGAAGUAAAAAGUGCUCCGCACAGUCAUCGUCUUCCACAGUGGUUUGAAUGCUACUAUUUUAAUACUACAAUGGAAAGCACAGGAGUUUUAAAAUUGCCAAAAAACAUGGUUGAAUCGCUUCAUGUUGGGGCACUAAUAACGUUGCGCUAUCACCUUUCAUUUGCCGGUGUUAAAAGUAAAUAA